AUGGGUUACUUGAGUCAUGUUCUAGUUCUCUACCAUUUGCGAAGGAACGAAGUAAUUUGUACUCAAUUGAUUAAUAAAAAAGAAACAAAUUAUGCCUCCAAAGAAGAAACAGGAACCGAACAAAAAAACUGUGGAUAAAGCCAAAGAAAAAGUUAUUGAGGAUAAAACAUUUGGACUGAAGAACAAGAAGGGAAAAAAGCAGCAACAGUAUAUAAAGAAUGUCACUCAACAGGUCAAACAGGGAGGUACUCCUAGUGCCAGGAGGCUAGAGCAAAUGAAAGAAGCAGAAAAGCAAAAGAAAAAGGAAGCCAGAAAUCAACUUGAUGAAUUGAACAAGUUGUUCAGACCUGUCCAGGAGCAACAGAAAAUAUCUGCAGGUGCGGAUCCAAAGUCUGUUCUUUGUGCUUUCUUCAAGUCGGGAACAUGUGGAAAGGGCAACAAAUGUAAAUUUUCACAUGACUUGAGUUUAGAAAGAAAAGGAGAGAAAAGGAGCAUGUAUGUGGAUGAAAGAGAUCAAGGAAAAAAUGAGGAUGGUAUGGAAAAUUGGACGCAAGAUAAAUUAGAAGAAGUGGUCAAAAAGAAGCACGAAGAAGCUGAAAAGAAGAAACCAAAGACUGAUAUUAUCUGUAAAUACUUUCUCGAAGCGAUCGACAAAAAUCUAUACGGCUGGUUCUGGACCUGUCCUAAUGGCGAGAAAUGCAUCUACCGACACGCUCUACCAUCUGGCUUUGUGCUUAAAAGGAAAGAAAUGGCGAAGGAUGAUAAAGAGGAAAUUAGCUUAGAAGAAUUAAUAGAAAAUGAGAGGGCAUCCUUAGGAUCAACUUUGACUCCGGUUACACUUGAAACAUUUAUGAUAUGGAAGAAAAAGCAGAUUCAAAAUAAAAAGGACCAAAGAGAGAGAGAACUGAAAAAGAAAAAGGAAGACCUUGAGCGAGGCAAAUCUGUUGGCAGAGUCAGCGGUCGUGAGCUUUUCUUGUUCAAGCCAGAAAUGGCCGGGGACGACGAUGAGGAGGCUACAGAUGAUCCAAAUCUGUACAAGAGAGAAAUGGCAAAGGAUGAUACGCCUGUCACUGAAAUCACACUUGAAGCGUUUUCAAAACCUAGCGAAGAGAGCUACGAAGUCGGAACCAAAGCGAAAUCGAAAGACGGUCCUAGGGCCCCCGGCGAUGAGGUCCAGCCUGUUGCUCCUGCAGACAUCAACGGUGCAGAUCAAGCCUGCGCAGCAGUUGGCAAUGAAAACGAACAAAUUGUUUUAGACGGCGUUCCUGUGGAAGAAAGUCUUUUUGACGAGGAUGUUGACGAUUUAGAACUAGAUGAAUUAGACAUAAAUGAUUAGAAUUAAUUGGUGCACUUUGAGAAUAAAUGUGUUUUCAGUUGAUUUGCAGUAUUUUUAACGGCGA
This is a messenger RNA of Rhopilema esculentum, 1400 nucleotides long. Its product is annotated as zinc finger CCCH domain-containing protein 15. NCBI's taxonomy places the organism in Eukaryota, Metazoa, Cnidaria, Scyphozoa, Rhizostomeae, Rhizostomatidae. Gene Ontology annotation, cellular component: cytosol. Gene Ontology annotation, biological process: cytoplasmic translation. The record is from RefSeq and is a predicted model, not a curated record. Gene Ontology annotation, molecular function: metal ion binding; mRNA binding.